Molecule: messenger RNA, 1275 nt
Organism: Pyricularia pennisetigena
Lineage: Eukaryota; Fungi; Ascomycota; Sordariomycetes; Magnaporthales; Pyriculariaceae
Exons: 2
Coding region: 1-1275 (424 amino acids)
Molecular function (GO): protein binding
Source: RefSeq, a predicted model, not a curated record
AUGGCGGCUCUCAGCAUGAUGACCAGGGCAUCACGUGCCCACGAGCCUACUUUUGAGCCUACGUCCAGCUCUGUUCUGCACCUGCUUUCUCAACUCGACUUUGAAGAUGAUGAAGAUGACGCUCUUGCGAAUGAAUAUGUCCUCAAUACGCACUUGGCCGCUGUUCCAGGAGAGCUCGCUCUCUUUAUCUUUGAGAAUCUGGAUCUGGCAAGUGUUUUCGCCCUGUCGGCAACUUGCAGACGGUUCCACCAGCUCUACCUGGCCAACAAGAGUCAAAUCGUCUUUACGGUCUUGGAGACCGAUCCGCAUUUUGGUCCCUCGGACGGUCUAUUCCGCGUCCUGGCCAUGUCACCCACGGAUCUGGAGGUUCCUUGGCGUACCUGGCUCCCCAAGGAGGUUGUGUUUCGGCGCAGAGUACUCUGCAGAGGUGCGGCGCUGCCGACGAAUGUUCCUGGCGAACGCGUUUCUGUUCUUGGCCGAGAGGAUGAUUCUGCCCCGGGCGUAACCGUGAGACUUGAGGAUGCUGAUGCCGAUCGCGUCAUCGAGGUCUGCAAGCUGGUCAGAGGAUGGGAACGUAUCUUUCCGUACUAUCGGUUCAUGAACAAUCCCGAGUGCCUGAGGCUGCUCAACGCCAAUGAAGAGCGGCGGCUUCGGGCUGCGCUGUACACGUGGAUGCGGUACCACUUUUAUUUCCACAGUGACCUUCGGCGGCCUAGGGACUCGCUUAUUAUGCGCACCAACAUGCUCAGGAUGCUUGACAGCGGAGAGUUGACGGAUUUGGAGGACCUGUGGAGGACGGUCAGGUCGUUGGUGGAGUGCCUAUGUCCUAGUAUGGAAGCCGUGCUUUGCGAUGCUGGUCCACAUGUCUCGGUCGAGGAGGCCGGUAGGGUGGCAUGGGGCUGUACGCGACACUGGGAGAUUGUGUCGACGAUGAUGAAGCUGGGCCCGGACAAGCUUCUCUUUUACGUGAAGAACUGGCACCUAUACACCAAGGCGCGGCUCAUUGACGAGAUACGUCGCGAGCGGCCGGGAAUGGAGGCGCAGAUCGAGAGCCUUUCGCAGUCGAUCCACGUCGUCAUGCGGAUGUACCAGGCGCCCAACCACGUGGAGGAUCGGUCGUCGGCAGGUAUCCUGGACUGGGAGGAGGGCCGGGAACCUGCGCGGCCGUGGUUCAGAGCCGGCGGUCACGGUAUCCUCUGGCGGACUGAGGAGGAUCCGGGGGAUCAUGGGCUUGAUGAUGCGGCGUUGUUGUGGGCUGGGACGCUGACUGAGUGA